Molecule: messenger RNA, 1185 nt
Organism: Lichtheimia ornata
Lineage: Eukaryota; Fungi; Mucoromycota; Mucoromycetes; Mucorales; Lichtheimiaceae
Exons: 4
Coding region: 1-1185 (394 amino acids)
Source: RefSeq, a predicted model, not a curated record
AUGACUGAAAAGACGGUGUAUCAGUUUGGACAGGCGCCAUCCCAUUAUGCAGGCCCUACCGUUCACAACUCGGCUUUUGCACGUCGUCACCUCCCCAUUCGUAAGAAUGCUUGUUUGGUGUGUAGCGUGUGCUUUACAUGUGCUAGGAUGUAUGGAGCCAACUGUAUUUGUGAAGAAGUGCAGCCAAGACGGGGCAAGAAUUUGCCUGAAGGAAGUUUGGACUCUAGAGCCAAAAAGCUACAUCCUCAAGACAAGGAGGAUUUCGAGUUUUCUAUGAAAUGGCUUUCGGAACAUGCACAUCCUAUGUAUAGGGACAACGCUGGUAUCGUCGUGGGAUUACGUGAUCUUGCGGAGGUGUCACUUUGCAAGGCACAUAGCAGCACCCUUUAUCGUGCAAAAAAGCGGCAUGAACGUACAAAGUCCCAGCAAGCUCCACCUUCACCUGCCGACUCUAACAGCAUCGAUAUGAUGGUGGAUUCCAAUCAGGAUCAACAACAACAGCAACAACCUCCUCCUUUGGGUGGUGGAUUGGCUGCCAAAGUGCGUGAGAUCAGUAGUUAUCAACAUCAUCAACCUCAUCAUCAUCAACCCUCGUAUCGUUGGUCUUCGCCUGAUGUCAACAUGAUUCAGCCAUCAACGUCUUUUAAGCGCAAACGCACUCUUGAACCUCAUUCAAGUGCAUCUACUCCACUUUACGCCUCUUCUUCACCACCACCACCGCCACCACCUAUCUCAUCUUCUUCAUCUCGAUUUCCAUCCAACCAUCAACAAUUGCCUCCACUUUCCAGCACUACCAAUAACUAUAACAACAACCAUCGUACAACGACCCCAUCCUUGUCGUCUUCGUUGUUGAUGUCUUACCAAUCACCUCCACCCAUGAUACCCAUCUUCAAGCAAGAACAAGUUCUCGAGACUGUAUCGCUCAAAUCUCCUGAUUCACGCUAUUAUUUGAGGAACCUUGCUAUCACUGACACUUUUACUUUCCGUGAUUUACUCAAAGAGAUCGACAUGACUACUUCACCUCCGCCCGGCAAACGUAUCGUUGUUUCGGAUGAAAGAAAUGAAACCUUUUUCCCUCUUGAUCAAGCCAUUCGUAGUGUCAUUCGACGUCCUCUCUCUUCUCACAUGGAAUUGUGCCUUGGUUUGCGUGACAAGCCCUCCAUUGAUUGGAAUAACUAUGUCUAA